Molecule: messenger RNA, 777 nt
Organism: Rhizopus microsporus ATCC 52813
Lineage: Eukaryota; Fungi; Mucoromycota; Mucoromycetes; Mucorales; Rhizopodaceae
Exons: 3
Coding region: 1-777 (258 amino acids)
Biological process (GO): ribose phosphate metabolic process; nucleoside phosphate metabolic process
Molecular function (GO): ADP-glucose pyrophosphatase activity; ADP-ribose pyrophosphatase activity
Source: RefSeq, a predicted model, not a curated record
AUGACUUCACAACAAGUAAAAGCAACCAUUCACAUUGCUAAUCAGGCUGUUCCUGUUUAUAGCGCAUAUUCCAAGCAUGAAAUAAAUGAUGUCUUGGCUUUUCAACCUUUCAAAGACUGGCUUAUAGCAUUUAAUAAACAGCAAAAGUCACGUCAAAAUGAAUUCGACUUUAAAUCUGUUGAUAUACAGAGUAUCGACCGUUUUGGUGAUAAAAUUGGAUUCAUCAAAUUUAAAGCAAAUGUUCAAUACAAGAAAACAGGCAAAAGUGCACCAGGCAUUGUAUUUAUGAGAGGAGGUGCUGUAUCUAUGCUACUUGUACUGAAAGCUAAAGAUGAACAAGAUAAAAUCAUACUUACUCUUCAACCACGUAUACCUAUACCUCAUUUUGCUUUUCCUGAGCUACCAGCUGGUAUGCUAGAUGGGUCUGGUAAUUUCGUUGGAACAGCAGCAAAAGAGAUUGAAGAGGAAACUGGAUUAAAAAUAAAAGAAGAAGAACUUGUAGAUCUAACUGAGUUAGCCUACGGUGAUCAAUACCGUGGCGUGUACCCUUCUGCAGGCGGAUCAGAUGAGUUUUUAAGAUUAUUUGCAUGCGUGAAGCAUCUGGACAAGUCUGAGAUUGAUGAGUUAGAGGGCAAAUUGACGGGCCUUCGUGAUCAUGGGGAAAACAUUACGUUAAGACUGGUCUCAUUUAAAGACGCAUGGAAAGAGUCGCCUGAUGCUAAGCUAUUGUCAAGUUUAACCCUUUACCAGGCAUUGAAAUCAAAAAUUGAAAAAUAA